UCCCCAAAAAUAAUCAAACGAAACGACACGCCUCUCAAAGCCAGAACUGCCAAUCAGUCGAGCAUCCUUCUUUUUGUCGCAUCGACAUGUCCAGAACCGAGGAGGAAGAUGCAUCAGAGCUCAAAUUUGGGGAGGAUUUUGAGAAGGCCAAAUGUUUAAUGAACUGUGAAGUUGCCCUUCUUUUGGAGCACAAAUUGGAGCAGUUCAAACAAAUGUCCGAUGAAUCAAUUAAGCAUAUUCCCCAAGUGUUCGAGAAGUCUCUGCAGUAUGUUAAGCGCUUCAGCCGCUUCAGUAAUCAAGAUGCUGUGAAGCAAGUUCGAGAAGUUUUGAGUAGAUAUCAGCUAGCUGAGUACGAGCUUGCUGUGCUUGGGAAUUUAUGCCCUGAAACUGUGGAGGAAGCUAUAAGUGUUAUUCCAACUCUUAAGGCUAAAGGUCGCCUUGAUGCAGAUGCAAUUGAGAAAUUGCUGAAUGAUCUUUUAAUGAUCAAGAAGUUUGAGUGACAUUUCUUUUUGGUUGUUAAUUAAAUUUGAUAUUAAACAUGUCGAGGGUUUUUCCUUCUCUCUCGAUUCUUUUAUUAUUGAGAUAAGAGGCACUUUUACUUUAGAAAUAAACGAUGGCUAAUGUAGGUCAUUUAUUUUAAUUGCUAAAAAGCACCUCAAGCAUGAAGCCUCUUGUCUAAGGAGUUUUUUUUAAUGAUAAAUAAAUAAUGACAAUUUUAUUUUGGAAAAAUUACAUAUAAGUCCUGUAUAAUAAAAUUAAUUAUCUAUAAGUCACACUCACUUAUAAGUACUGAAGUUUGAA
Molecule: messenger RNA, 801 nt
Organism: Prosopis cineraria
Lineage: Eukaryota; Viridiplantae; Streptophyta; Magnoliopsida; Fabales; Fabaceae
Product: DNA-directed RNA polymerase II subunit 4-like
Exons: 6
Coding region: 87-500 (137 amino acids)
Biological process (GO): nuclear-transcribed mRNA catabolic process, deadenylation-dependent decay; positive regulation of translational initiation; transcription initiation at RNA polymerase II promoter
Cellular component (GO): P-body; RNA polymerase II, core complex
Molecular function (GO): translation initiation factor binding; nucleotide binding
Source: RefSeq, a predicted model, not a curated record